Etheostoma spectabile (orangethroat darter) is the source of this 1710-nucleotide messenger RNA. It is a transcript of the gene pdcd10a, whose product is annotated as programmed cell death 10a. Gene Ontology annotation, biological process: regulation of Golgi organization; positive regulation of MAP kinase activity. The transcript has 8 exons. The coding region runs from base 695 to 1324 and encodes 209 amino acids. NCBI's taxonomy places the organism in Eukaryota, Metazoa, Chordata, Actinopteri, Perciformes, Percidae. The record is from RefSeq and is a predicted model, not a curated record. Gene Ontology annotation, molecular function: protein kinase binding. Gene Ontology annotation, cellular component: FAR/SIP/STRIPAK complex.
ACGCAAGAAGCAUGACACCCGUUUGAGUUUGCUGUUACUUAAACUCUAAAUAUAUCUUCUGCACACCACUGAAGACAGAGUCUUAUUAUAUAGUGUGCUUUCUAGAAGUGGAAAGCGAUACAAAGCUUGUGUGUAGCUUUGUCAACGAAAGCGUCACAACGGUUAAGUUCCACCACCUGUACCUUUUUUGGGAUUUGAAGUCUGUUUUGCCGGCCAUCACAAUGACGGCGCAUUAAGGAGAGUUACCGAAAGAACUACAACCAGCCUCUCCUGUGAAACCGUCCGGACAGCUCGCAACCCCGCCCACCCCUGCUUCCCUGCUACAGCUUUCAGGCAAAAAACUUCCUGAAUAAGACACAAUCAAAACAAAAAGGGGCUUAUCGAAGCAAACACUCGGCACCUGUCUGUUUUAAUUAUAUCUUGGAUGUGUCCACUAUUUUAUCACCGGACACUUUGACGUUAUCGUGCUAGUUAGCUAACGUUAACGACGAAGUUGAUCACCUGCCACUGCUAAUCUAAUUUUAGCGUUAACGCUACAGGUUUACUUUUUAACAUUGUCCUCCUUCUCUUCAUUGGCUACACUCUCACCACAGGUCCUCGUCUGCUCCCAUUCUGUCAUCCUCCGUGAGUGAUUGAAUGACAUAAAACUGGCAGUGGACAGGCACACACACAAAGGGUCAUUGAUUGGUCAAGGAUGACCAUGGAAGACACGAAGAAUGAAGCCGACACCGCCUCAAUAGUCUCCAUGGCUCUCUACACUGUGAUGUAUCCCGUCUUCAACCAGUUGGAGAAAGUCAACCUAUCGGCAGCACAGACCUUGAGAGCAGCCAUUAUAAAGGCAGAGAAGGAGAACCCAGGUCUGACCCAGGACAUUGUUAUGAAAAUACUGGAGAAGAAGAAUAUAAAAAUUGACUAUAAUGAGUCUCUACUUCGCAUGGCAGACGAUGUGGACGUGUUCAUGAUUGACAGACGAGAGCCAGAGUUCCAGGAGCUGAACGAGAGGGCCCGAGCUCUAAAACACAUCCUCAGCACCAUACCAGAUGAGAUCAAUGACAGAGUAGGCUUCCUACAGUCCAUCAAAGACAUUGCCAGUGCCAUCAAGGAGCUGCUAGACACGGUUAAUACAGUCUUCAGGAAAUACCAGUAUCAGAAUAGACGGGCACUGGAACAGCAGAAGAAAGAGUUUGUGAAAUACUCCAAAAGCUUCAGUGUCACUCUCAAAACCUACUUCAGAGAUGGAAAAGUGGCAAACGUGUUUGUCAGCGCCAACCGGCUCACCCACCAAACCAACAUGAUACUGCAGGCCUUCAAGACUGUGGUGUAGCAGCUCGAGAACACCCCCCCCCAGAGAAACACACACACACACACACACACACACACACACACACACACACACACUUUUUUAUUAGAGAAUAGAUGAUAUGAGGCUUUGUAAUUUGUAAAGACAUUUUAUUAUUUUGGGCUGUAUAAUUUAUAAUUCCGUGGCUUUGAGGGGAGAUCAUGUAGUUUGAGGUUCAAAGCAAAUCAGGUUGACAGUAAUUGCCAGGGAUUUUUUACUCUCUUUUAAGUUUCUUUCUUUUAUCAGAUUCUGAAGUCGAUAUUUCUUUGUUCCUUUUAAAUAUUUCCCCUCUCUGCUCAGUGCUGUUUAGUUCUUAAAAAGUUUAGAAAAAAAUGUGGUUAUUUCCCAUGUCCUUAAAAGUUUGGUUAUUU